AUGUCUCGCUUCAGAACCGCAACGAGAUAUAUAACCUCUCUGGGGUCAAAGAGAUCUCUCCAGACCGCCACGCAAUCACUACCAUUGUCUCUUCAUUCGACCUCUCCCCUCAUCCGACCACAUCAUCAGCACCAUAUCCAAUGCCUCGCAAAAGACAAAGACUUUGCAAUCUAUACCGAUUUUCUCAAUGUUGAAGAGCAAGAAGCUUUGAUUAGUAUGGGACUGGCAAAGCUGGGUAGGGCAAGGAGAAGACGGAGAGGCAGGCCGAUCAAGGCAGAGGAGAGUCAGGAAGUCAGGGAUGGUAUACAACGGUUGUUUGUGGGUGAAUACGAGUUUGAAGAGGGACAUUAUGACUCGGUCAUCCAUCACUUUCGCGAAUCCCUCGUCUCCAUCCUCCCUCCCUCCCCCUCGCCUACUCUCCUCCGUACCCUCGCAAAGCUAUACAACAUCUUCCCCCUCCUCCCGUCCCCAGUCCCUUCAGAUCCAUCCGAAUCCGACCUCCCGCCCCCGGGUACCCACACCCAUUUCCUACAUCUCUCGCCAGAGGGCGAUAUAGGACCGCAUGUGGAUAACCUCGAAGCUAGUGGGAGGGUGAUUUUGGGGCUGAGCUUGGGCGCUGAGAGGACGUUGAGGCUGGUGAGGAAGAAGGGAGAAGGGGAGGAUGGGUGGGAUGUGAGGUUGCCCAGUGGUUCGGUGUAUAUCCAACGGUAA
Messenger RNA from Cryptococcus wingfieldii CBS 7118, 711 nucleotides. RefSeq lists its product as hypothetical. Bases 1 to 711 code for a protein of 236 amino acids. Lineage: Eukaryota; Fungi; Basidiomycota; Tremellomycetes; Tremellales; Cryptococcaceae. The transcript has 2 exons. Gene Ontology annotation, biological process: fatty acid metabolic process; DNA damage response. Gene Ontology annotation, cellular component: mitochondrial matrix. The record is from RefSeq and is a predicted model, not a curated record.